Messenger RNA from Notodromas monacha, 833 nucleotides. The record is from the annotation of a GenBank genome assembly. NCBI's taxonomy places the organism in Eukaryota, Metazoa, Arthropoda, Ostracoda, Podocopida, Cyprididae.
AUGGGCGGUAUGCGUGUUUUGUCAGUGUCGGAUUUGGGAGGCACCCAAUCACGAUUUGUGAAAGGAUGUCCCAUGUGCAUGAACGUGUCUGGUCAGCUGCCAGUUGGUCAAUUCACAGUCGGGCACCCGCUGGUCCUCAAGCGCCGGUCGGUCCAACCACCAGCCAGGGCAGUCCUUGGCCUUGCCAAUCCCCAGCCCACCAAACCUCAGUCCGGUCACCUGAUUGUUGGGGCACCCCAACCAUCAGAAAGAAUCAGCAUGAUUCUUGUCACCCAAUUGUUUGAGUGCCCCAACAAUUGGGUGACCAGACCGCCGUUCAGUGGGCUGGGGAUUGGCAAGACCAAGGACUGCCCUGGCUGGCGGUUGGACCAACUGGCGCUUGACGACUGGCAGGUGCGCAACCAUGAAUUGACUGACUGGCAGAUGACCAGCUGCGCCUCAUUCCGGCAAAUUUCCUCUGACGUGGGUUGCGAUUUCUUCGACGGUUUCUAUUCUGCUCAUCAUCACUUUAGCAAGAAUGCAAAGCAGGGUGACGAAGGAGAAGAAAAUGAGGAUGCAAUCGGAGAAUCAAUUUACGGUGACCGACGAAUGACACGAUUGGAAUCCAAUUUUCAUUUGGCCCUGGUCGAGCACAUCGGCGAAUUCCGAAAGAAUUCUGAUGCCAUCGAAGAAGAAGAAACUAUUCCUGAAUAAAAUAAUCCAGUUGAUUCAAUAAUCGCAUUCACAUAAUUGUUUGUUCCAGGGCGAGAAAAAAUAUAAAAAAGUGUUGUCUUGCUCCAGCUCGUGGUACGAAGGGGUGGAUGGGAAGUUUUUAACAGCCUCUGUGAAGCGAC